AUGGGAAGCAAGGGUAAGACUAUUGUAUGGUUUAGGAGGGAUCUCAGGAUAGAGGACAAUCCUGCCUUAGCUACUGCUGCUAAGGAAGGGUGUGUGCUACCUGUGUUCAUAUGGUGCCCCGAGGAAGAAGGACAAUUCUACCCAGGCCGAGUUUCAAGAUGGUGGCUGAAGCAGUCUCUGAUCCACUUAGACCAAUCUUUGAGGUCUCUUGGGGCUGCACUUGUGCUGAUCAAGGCUCAGAGUACUCUUGCUGCUCUUUUGGAAUGCAUAAAUGCCAUUGGGGCGACAAAAGUUGUAUAUAACCAUCUUUAUG
Molecule: messenger RNA, 313 nt
Organism: Ilex paraguariensis (yerba mate)
Lineage: Eukaryota; Viridiplantae; Streptophyta; Magnoliopsida; Aquifoliales; Aquifoliaceae
Source: the annotation of a GenBank genome assembly